AUGACAAACUACUUUUGCUCGACGUGUGGGACACUGAUGUACCGCAUCGGCGAAGGGUUUCCGGGCACGAGCAUCCUGCGUCUUGGCACUGUGGAUGACUUUAACUUGAUUGAAUCAAAGCUCAGGCCCAGGAUUGAACAAUUUACCGACGACCGUGUGGCCUGGCUUCACAGUGUCGAGGGCGUGAAGCAGUACAGGGGCAGUGCGUUUGGGAAACAGGACGAUGCGCAGCUAUAA
This is a messenger RNA of Sporothrix brasiliensis 5110, 237 nucleotides long. RefSeq lists its product as uncharacterized. Gene Ontology annotation, molecular function: carbon-sulfur lyase activity. The record is from RefSeq and is a predicted model, not a curated record. The transcript has a single exon. Bases 1 to 237 code for a protein of 78 amino acids. Lineage: Eukaryota; Fungi; Ascomycota; Sordariomycetes; Ophiostomatales; Ophiostomataceae.